Nannochloropsis gaditana CCMP526 is the source of this 204-nucleotide messenger RNA. RefSeq lists its product as uncharacterized. The coding region runs from base 69 to 161 and encodes 30 amino acids. The transcript has 3 exons. The record is from RefSeq and is a predicted model, not a curated record.
UUUGGCGGAUGGAAGUGUGAAUCGAGGGCUGUUCGGAUUUAAUAGUAAAAAUUCUAGCCACAUAAGUGAUGCGUGUGCAUAUGAUUGCGCUUGUUCGUUUCGCGCUCUCUCCUCGCUGGCGAAUAACAGACAGGAUCGAAAGACAUUGUCUCGCUAUAUGAAUAGCACGGGCAUUAAUUUAGGGAGCGUUAUCGGAGAUGCGGG